Messenger RNA from Plasmopara halstedii, 4014 nucleotides. RefSeq lists its product as uncharacterized. Gene Ontology annotation, biological process: chromatin organization. Bases 1 to 4014 code for a protein of 1337 amino acids. The record is from RefSeq and is a predicted model, not a curated record. The transcript has a single exon. Gene Ontology annotation, cellular component: nucleus. Lineage: Eukaryota; Oomycota; Peronosporomycetes; Peronosporales; Peronosporaceae.
AUGACCAACGCUCAGCUCUGGGCCGCAAUUCGUGCGUUUACGGAUGCGGAGCUGGAUCAUGUACGGAACAUUAUUCGUCUUUAUUACUGCGCUAAUCUCGCCGCAUGUGAUUCUUCUCCGCAAGUAACAAUGAGCGAUCAAAAAAACUUUCACAUUUCGUUAAAAUUCGGAGACACGGCACAUCGAGUGCGCGUGGACAAUUUUGUGCAUGUGUUUCUCGAUUACAUUCAUUAUCAAGUGCAGCAUCAUGCUAAAGCAAAGAUUUCCGACAAUACAAACUCAUUAAAUGCUAAAACAACUCGGGCAAUGUCAACCAGUUUCGAUGACGAGUUUCCUCCACUAACUAAAGUCGAGAUUAAACCAAACAAACGUAGAAUCACUACGACGCUGCUUUCGUCUGAUAAAGCAAAAGUCACAGCUCGACCAGUUCCUACUGUCAUUGCUUUUCCUCCUUUAAAAGCAACUGGAAACUUGAAAAGUUCAGUUUGGACGAAGCACUCAUUACUUGAAAAGCGCAUGGGUGCAACUGGUAUAGCUUCAAACUCGACUGCUGCUUUAUCAAAUGUGAAUCAUAAAUCUGUGACAUGGGCUUCUCAAAACUCAGGGCCUUUGAAGACAAAUGAGCAAGAAUAUUCGAGUGUCAAUUCAUUUCAUCAGCAACAGCUUUUGUCACGAAAAAAUCAAACAGCAGUUCAAAUGCCGCAUUUGCAGCUCGAGGGUUGUCAGCAGGAAUGUAUAGAGGGUUCACUUUCAUAUCAAAAGCAGAACACAACAAUGUCUAAAGGAGCGGUUUCUUCGUGGUUGGGAUCAAUGCCUCGUCUUUCGUCGUCUGCUUUUUGCGUGAACAAGCAAGCUGCCAAGCUUUACGGUUUCCUCAUUCGAGAGCGCUUUAUCAAGACGACAUGUGUAGAGUUGCAAGUCCUUGUGAGUUUAUUGUAUCAAGUCGAUUGUUCAUCGUGUAGCCAAUCUGUUGUCCACACAGUAAGUGACCGUAGCGAUCAUGUCACCAUGACGGAAUUUUGCUGGCGUACUCAUUGUCUCGAUUUCGCCGAAAUCGUGUGUUACGAGAUUGAAGAUGUUCUGAAGUGUCUGAGCGGUGACCUGAUCAAACUUGUUAAUGAAUGCCUAAGUGAUGCUGAGAAUAUUUGCAAAGAUCUAGCAGAACGACUGGAGCAAGAGUUUUGCAAACGUGAAGAGCUUCGUGUGACUGAAAGUACUCGACUUGGUUGUCAAUUGCCGAUCGAAAUGAAAGCUAGUGCCGCUCGCAACUUUGCGCUUCCAUUUAACGAAGAAACUGACUCGCGAUUGCAUUACCGGACACCAUUUGAAGCACUUUUGUAUUCGAAUCGUGAAAAAGCUCGCGAUGGAUUGUUAAACUUGUUACGAAAAUUUCAACAGCGACAACAUAGUGUCGUCGAAUUCGACGAUGUAGCUAUUGCAGCAGCAAUGACAGCAGCACGCGACUUGUUAUCAGACGUGUUGCCGGAGAAUCGAUGGUGGUUUGCUCAAUUUUUUGUCCAGGAACUCGUCCAAAUCGGGGCAAAUCCAUUUGGUGAGAAUGACCAUGAUCUCGUCUUGAAAAUUUUUAAGGAUAAACUCGUCGUUAAGAAUCCCGAUCGGCUGCGUAAGCUGCAUCGGCGAUUUACGAGUCAAAAAGCUGCGUCACAAAUACGAGGUGAGGGCGUGAACAACAAGAAUCGAUCAAACGGCGAUGCUUCAAAUCAGUUUUUGCGUAAAUCGCGACACGAAAAUACCGAAAAUGAUGCAAGUCAAGAGUGGAAGGCUACUUUGAAUCAAAUGAAGCGCUUUUUUACUGACAAUCAACUUUUUUUCUUUCAUUUUUUACGCACCUGUGAUAGUUACGUGUUCUCGGAGCUGGUUAGGCGCCAUUUAGAACGUGAAUUCGACGCAAUUCAAUGCUGUUCGUCUGACCGUAAAGAUUUUACUGAGACCGUGCUGAAGCUUAAGGUCGUCGCCAAAUUUCUUGGUUAUUUCCGUUUUUCACCUCAGUGGCACGUGACGAGCUCGAUUCGGCGUCUAGCAUUGGAAAAUGAAGCAUAUCAAGUGGUUGAACAAGAAGGUAUCAACAUUUUUGAAUGGACUCGGGAAGUUGGAGUGGACGUGAAGAAGGCACUUGAAACAAGCAUAUUGUACGGAAAGAUUGCUAAGUGCAUUCCGUGGUUGUGCGACUAUAUGUGUAUGUUAGUACUCGACACCUUUUCAAUACAAACAACGUAUUUCAAGCAACUUUUGGUGCUGCUGCACCUUUUGUAUCGAUCCCGUCGCCUGACUUUACUAGGUGAGACUGGACUGUACAUUGCUAUGCAACUUGAGCGAAUCUUUGACUUGUUGCAUGUGGAUGGAAGCAUAAUGCACAAGAAAGAGUUUCAAAGUGAUGGAUUGUUUCCAUCAUCUGAGGUAUGGAAAGCGCUUCAAGUAGACAAAGAAGCAUUAGGUUAUCAGCACGAAAACGACAUGGAGAUAGAUCGGUUACCAUUUUUGUAUAGUCAAGUCUUUAUCCAGAGCUGCGUAAGUGAGAUCGAGGACUUGCGAGGAUGUAUACAGACAUGUGCGCAGCGAACACUCCGACAUACAUCCGUAAGUGCUGGAGCUAGAUUGAAUGCAAACCACUUUGCCACGCCACUACGUAAACUUCGCCCACUGCAAAUCAUACUUGAACCUGACACAAGUAUUUCAAGUAACUCGUUAAAUUUAUCGUCUGUCGAUCCCGACGGAAAAGUGUCACCGAUAAAUGGCUCACUUCCGACCAUUUCAUUUGAACAGAUUCAAGAAGCGGAUACGUUAUCGGACGCGCUAUUUAAAGUUUAUCCAAGAUUAAAAAGUAUACUCGAUUUUGUGGUCAUCACCGUGACAACGGACGUAUGUGAACAUGUGAUAAAGUACAUUGUAAUGUCUCGAGCGGACACUUUCGUGGAUCGAUGCAGUAAAGAGAGCAAUUUAGGCCGAGAAGUGACGAGCGGGAGAGUACUGUCAAGUCAAGAAAACUCAGCAGUUGCUGCUCAGUCGUUGUUCCAAAAACUUUUAACCGCUAAGACUCGUGACGAGGUAAAUGCUUCAGUACGAACGGCCUUGGUUACUGCGCUUCGAUUGAGGCAAGAGCGCGUAUGUACAGCAAUUUAUGCGUUCAUGCCGCCAUCGGCUCAUCCGACUUUGAUCGAGUCGAUUACUCGUGUCGCUCUGCAGCGCACGCGUGGAGCUCUGGAAGUACUUGUGUCCAAGAGUACCCAAUCCGAAUUUGUGAAACGCGUGGAACACCAAAAAAAAAGGAUACUGAAAGAUAUAGAAACGGUAACAAUCACGACUACACCAUCCUCGUGUUUUUGCACGAACGUGCCACGAGAAUUACGACGAAUAUGUGCACUGCUGUCAAAACAUAUCAAUUUCGAAGGACUCAAAGGAGAUGAAGCAUAUUGGCAAUCGCAGAUAAAAGUUCUGUUGCAGUAUUUGUCGGAAUUUUUAAUCAUGCUAGAUGAAUGUGGCGAUUUGGCUGGGCGUCUCUCGACUUUAGUGCUUUGGGAUGUUAUCUGGCGUACCAUAACGUCUUGUUUCAGGAUUUUUGAAGGAACAUUAAACGUAUUUGUGAAGUGGCAUUUGAAUUGCGAGCGCAGUACCUCUGAACUGAUUGAACUGGCAAUACGAAUAGUAACAUUGUUUGAAAUUCUUGUGCGCUCUAUCGGAAAACGUGAUGAUAAUGAUGCUGCAGUUGCUCGCAUACAGUCCCUUUUCAUCUUUGUUCUAGACUUUGUGACGAAAUUACCAUCCACGCAAUGUUCUUCCGAUGAAAAUUGUGCUCAAUUGGCAAAACGAAGCGCUAUUCGGAUUCAAUCAUUUGUAGUCGCGAAUUUAAAAGCCGUGGCAAUAGCGGCGGAUAAACAAUGUCAAGUUGAUAUAAAGUGGGACCAGUAUUUAAACGCAAAACAUGCAGUCAACGCACUGAUGCCCAUUGAUUGGCAACGAUAUAAAACUGCUACUACAACAACGACAGCAGUAUAA